CUGUCCCUGAAGAACCCUUGGUGACUGGGAAUUGAAGUGGAAGAGAGUCUGCAUUUCCUGUGUGUGGCCAGGGAGAAACUUCUCCCCAGGAGAGGGAGCGUUUUGUAGGUUUUUCAGGGUUUGAGGUGCUUUCUACUUUUGCAGCAAUGCCUCAGAAACAGACGCAUAAGCAGAGUAUCAAUGUGACCAGAGGAGCCAGGAAAAGAGAUGAAGAUUCAGGGACUGAUGUAGGAGAAGGCACUGAUGACUGGUCCCAAUCCAGAGCCACAGUGCGACCCCCGGACCAGCUGGAGUUGACUGAUGCAGAGUUAAAGGAAGAGUUUACUCGGAUCCUGACAGCCAACAACCCACAUGCACCCCAGAAUAUUGUCAGGUACAGCUUCAAAGAAGGCACGUAUAAGCCUAUUGGUUUUGUGAACCAGCUGGCGGUUCACUUCAGCCAGGUGGGGAACCUGAUUCCCAAAGACUCGGAUGAAGGACGUCGGCAGCACUACCGUGAUGAGCUAGCAGGAGGCUCCCAGGAAUCUGCCAAGGUGGUGACUUCAGAUACAGAAAUCUUUGAAGAAGACGAAGAACCCAAAGAAGGAGAAACUGAAGCUGGGAGUCAGACAGAUAUACCUGCUGCAACUGAGAUGCCUGAAAAAGUGAUUGAAGAAGAACUGAUGGCUCCUAUGCAGCCCAGAGAACGAAAACUAACUAACCAGUUUAACUUCAGUGAAAGAGCAUCACAGACCUUCAACAACCGGCUCCGGGAUCGGGAGUGUCAGAUGGAGCCUCCACCGAGGACAAACUUUUCAGCCACAGCCAAUCAGUGGGAAAUCUAUGAUGCUUAUGUAGAUGAGCUUGAGAAACAGGAAAAGACCAAAGAGAAGGAGAAGGCAAAGACUCCAGUGGCUAAGAAACCAGAGAAGAUGGCCACGAGGAAACUGACAUCUAUGGAGUCCCAGAGUGAUGACAUCACCAAAGUGUCCCAGGCUGCUAAAAUUGUAGAGCGCAUGGUCAACCAAAAUACGUAUGAUGAUGUUGCUCAAGAUUUUAAGUACUAUGAGGAUGCUGCUGAUGAAUACAGGGACCAGGAGGGUACGCUGCUUCCUCUCUGGAAAUUUCAAAAUGACAAAGCCAAGCGCCUGGCUGUCACUGCCCUCUGCUGGAAUCCAAAGUACAGGGAUCUUUUUGCAGUGGGACAUGGCUCCUAUGAUUUCAUGAAGCAGAGCCGGGGCAUGCUGCUGCUCUACAGCAUGAAGAACCCGAGCUUCCCUGAGUACAUCUUCAGCAGCGAGAGUGGCAUCAUGUGUCUGGACAUGCACGUGGACCACCCCUACCUGGUGGUCGUGGGCUACUACGACGGCAAUGUGGCCAUUUACAACCUCAAGAAGCCUCAUUCACAGCCCUGCUUCCGCAGCACCUCCAAGUCUGGCAAGCACACGGACCCUGUAUGGCAGGUCAAAUGGCAGAAAGACGACAUGGACCACAACCUUAACUUCUUUUCUGUGUCAUCCGACGGCCGGAUUGUAUCAUGGACCCUUGUAAAGAGUGAGCUGGUUCAUAUCGAUGUCAUCAAGCUGAAGGUGGAAGGCAGCACCACGGAGAACCCCGAGGGGCUACAGCUGCACACUGUGGGCUGUGGCACCGCCUUUGACUUCCACAAAGAGAUCGACUACUUGUUCCUGGUGGGAACAGAGGAGGGGAAAAUCUACAAGUGCUCCAAAUCCUACUCCAGCCAAUUCUUGGACACGUAUGAUGCUCACAACAUGGCAGUAGACGCUGUGAUCUGGAACCCAUUCCACACCAAGGUUUUCAUGUCCUGCAGCUCUGACUGGACAGUGAAGAUAUGGGACCACACCAUCAAGACCCCCAUGUUCAUUUAUGACCUCAACUCAGCCGUGGGUGAUGUGGCCUGGGCCCCAUACUCUUCCACUGUGUUUGCAGCAGUCACCACGGAUGGGAAGGCCCAUGUGUUUGACUUGGCUGUCAACAAGUAUGAGGCUAUCUGCAACCAGCCUGUGGUGGCCAAGAAAAAGAACAAGAUUACUCACGUGCAGUUCAAUCCCAUUCACCCCAUCAUAAUUGUGGGUGAUGAACGUGGGCAUGUCACCUGUCUCAAGCUCUCUCCCAACUUGCGAAAGAUGCCAAAGGAAAAGAAGGGGCAGGAAGUGCAGAAGGGUCCAGCUGUGGAGAUCGCAAAAUUGGAUAAACUGCUAAACCUCGUGAGGGAAGUAAAAACCAAAACCUGAGAAUCUGGCCCCAGGCCCUGCCCCAUGGUUUGAACUCAAUCUUACAGCCCUCUACCUGGGUGCCAGGGUGCCUAUGCCCCAAAGAUGCACCUCACCCUGAUCAAGUCCCAGUGUUUACUUUUCUCAUUCUGGUUCUUAAGGUCACACCACCUUUCUCCAUGAUUUGACUCCAUUAUACCCUCUUUGCACAAAUAAACCUGUUUGGAA
Messenger RNA from Psammomys obesus (fat sand rat), 2441 nucleotides. It is a transcript of the gene Dnai1, whose product is annotated as dynein axonemal intermediate chain 1. The transcript is spliced from 20 exons. The coding region runs from base 147 to 2234 and encodes 695 amino acids. The record is from RefSeq and is a predicted model, not a curated record. NCBI's taxonomy places the organism in Eukaryota, Metazoa, Chordata, Mammalia, Rodentia, Muridae. Gene Ontology annotation, biological process: cilium movement; outer dynein arm assembly. Gene Ontology annotation, molecular function: dynein light chain binding; dynein heavy chain binding. Gene Ontology annotation, cellular component: outer dynein arm.